This is a messenger RNA of Amyelois transitella, 2832 nucleotides long. It is a transcript of the gene Pex19, whose product is annotated as peroxisomal biogenesis factor 19. Gene Ontology annotation, cellular component: peroxisomal membrane; peroxisome. The record is from RefSeq and is a predicted model, not a curated record. NCBI's taxonomy places the organism in Eukaryota, Metazoa, Arthropoda, Insecta, Lepidoptera, Pyralidae. Gene Ontology annotation, biological process: protein import into peroxisome membrane. The transcript is spliced from 8 exons. Bases 116 to 991 code for a protein of 291 amino acids.
GUUUUCAUUCAUUUCAUUCGUUCGACCGACAAAUACGAUCUGUCAAAAAAUAAUAGUCCGAAAAGAAUCUAUUGUGAAUUUAUUGAAAUAUUUUAUUUUAUUUCUACAAUAAACAAUGUCUGACAACAAAGAAGUGGCUAAAAAGGAUGUUGAUCCCGAAUUGGAUGACUUAUUAGACAGUGCCCUCCAAGACAUGACGAAAAAGGAGACACCAGAGGAACCGAAGCCCGAGGGCUCUGGCGAGGUGACGCAGAACCUGUGGAGCGAGGAGUUCAUCAAGGAGGCAGCCGCACAAUUUGAGAGCAACAUGGCUGCUAUACUAGGCAGUUUUAAUGGUGUCCCAGAAGACCAAAUAUCGCAAGAGCAGAUAGCUCAGACCUUUUCUAAAAUGGCAGAGGCGGCCGCACAAGUCCUAAAGCCGUCGGGGGCGGAGGCCGACGCGGCCAGCGCCGACCCCAACGCGCAGGAGAAAAUUGACGAGGUAUCAGCGGCCAUAUCCCAAACGCUACAGAACUUGAACACCAACACGGAGUCGCUGCAGACACCGUUCUCGGACCAGGACCUGGCCAACAUGUUUGGCAACUUCAAUCUGUCUGAAGGCGGACAGGACGGCAACAUGUUCGUCCCGUUCAUGCAAGGCAUGAUGCAGUCACUCCUCUCCAAAGAGGUUCUGUACCCCUCGCUGAAGGAGCUAGUGGACAAGUACCCCGCCUGGCUCCGGGACAACAAGGGGAAGAUCGACCAGAGCGAGUAUGACAGAUUCGAACAACAACAAGAGCUGAUGAAGCAGGUGUGCGCCGAGUUGGAGCCGGAACAGGACUCGGACUCGGAGGAAGUCAAGCGGAGUCGCUUCGAGAGAGUUCUCAACAUGAUGCAGAGGAUGCAAGACCUAGGGCAGCCUCCGACAGAAUUAGUGGGCGACAUCGGCGCCCCGCCGCAGGGCUUCGCCCCGCCUGUCGGGCAGGACGCCUCACAGUGUGCCGUCAUGUAGUCCACGCGCGGUACAACGGGAGUGAACAACAUUGUCGGAUAUUGACUUUGAUGGUUUUGUGCGUCGUCAGACAGUUUUUGGAAACAAAUUCGGGUGUUACGAAGCGCUUCGUAUAAACUUCGUAAGACUUCGUGGUACUUCGUAAGGCUUCGUGAUAGGGCUUUUAGUAUUUUGACAUAGUGAGAGCCUUGUUAAACUUGUAAAUUAAACUUCGUAAGACUUCGUAAUGAGGUUGUGAAUGAUUUUAAAGAGUUUGAAAUAUUUUGUACUACGUAUCACUUAAAAAAAAAUUCUAAAAUGUUUCAAUGCAUUUAUUGAAGUUACUCAGUGCUUCGUAAUUCCCUGAAAACUUCGGCGACAAAGGAAACUAACGAAAUUCGCGUCAAAAAUGGUGCUUUGAUGACUGUUAUAGUAUUUAAAAUCGCGCGAACUAUUGACUUAUGAAUAUGAAGCUUAUACCACGAGUGAUAAGUGUCAAAAUUGUUUAUCGACACUAUAUGUUGUUUUCUUUUUAUAGGUUUACGUAUACAUUUAUGUAUUUUGUUUAUAUUUAUUCAUUUUCUUACGUAGUGGCGUGUUCUUGUAACGAGAGAUUUAAAACAAUAAUAAAUACUGAAGUAAAUUUGUCUGUUGACACACUUUUACUAUACAUACAUAUAAUUACUGAACUGUUUAUGUUUAUAAAGAUUUAGUUCGAUCUCAAUCUUAUGUUGAAAUAAUCACAAAAUAUAAUUGUUUUUAUUCGAGUUAGUAGUGCAUUUAUUUCGUGUUCAAUUUGAGGCUCUGUUUGGUCAGUCAUGUGCAAAGACGUAGUGUUGUUUGUAAAGAUAUAAGCGUGACUAAUAAUGAGUAUGAAAUAGGAAGUAAUUUCUUCGAAAAAAAUAAAGGUAAAAAAUAAACUUCGUCGAAACAUAAUAUGUCGUAAAAAAAUUAUACAUUUUUAUUAUUGAACAAUAGAAAUAAACAAAUUAUGUAUAAUGUAAACAAAAUGACAAACAAAUUUCGAGUAUUGAAAAUAAUAAAAUUAAAUUGUAUAAAUUAUUAAUAAAUCAUAGUAUAUUUCGUUACGUAACUAUUUAAAAGUAACUAAACAAAAAUCGAGAAUUUACCUCUCAACAGAAAACAAAUUAUGUGGUUCUGUUUACAUACAUUAUAUUUAAACUUAGUCGGGUGAAAAUUAUAAAAUAAUAAUUGUAUUAAUGGUGAAUGGUUUGGGAAUGGGUUGUUGUGCCAAAGAAUAAGAAAAUAAUGUGAAGCAAAGGUUUUAUUAGACAUACAGCCACAUCACGUGUGAAAAAAACAGCUGUAGAAGCAGGACCUUAGGCUUUAUGGCAGAGGGUGAAACUAUUUAGCGGCAUUGUGCACUUUAUGUAUGUUAUGGAUUUUAAAAAAUGUUCAUCUUCCGUCAGGACACGUGACCUGAUCGAAUUUCUUAAGACUGCGCAGGGCGCUUGUGCGUAACUUAAAAAAUGUUACGCAACCCGUUUUUUUUUUCAAUCUAUUACUAGAAUCACUAAAUUUUAAUGUGCACUCAAGCUUACGAGCCAUUUUCAUGGCAAAAAAAUUCAAGGGUUUCAAAAGAUUCGCUAUGUAAAGUUUUUUUACGAAGGUUCUAUUUUUCUGACAGGCUCUUUAACCAUUUAAUGUCACAAUUUGUAAAUUAAAAAACAGCUUCCUAUUGACAAUGUAAAUUCGAAGGAUAAUAAAUUGAUGUGUAUAGAAAAAAUAAAAGUAUUCAAGAUGGCACAAAUUAAACAAUUUAUUUAUAUUGUCAUUUAAUUUUAUCGUGUUUAAUUUAUUAGUCGUUUAGUUCAGUUGUUUAAUAAAACUUGUAAAGAUUU